This is a messenger RNA of Manis pentadactyla (Chinese pangolin), 5046 nucleotides long. It is a transcript of the gene LRRC8A, whose product is annotated as leucine rich repeat containing 8 VRAC subunit A. The record is from RefSeq and is a predicted model, not a curated record. NCBI's taxonomy places the organism in Eukaryota, Metazoa, Chordata, Mammalia, Pholidota, Manidae. The transcript is spliced from 4 exons. Bases 1092 to 3524 code for a protein of 810 amino acids. Gene Ontology annotation, molecular function: protein binding.
GUGGUUGUUCAGAGGGACUGGGCAGUGCCUGUGGCUCAGUCACACUUGGCAUUGCCUUCAUGAAGGUCAAAUCUUGUGGCUCCUGCCGGGAGGCCAGGACAGAUGACUGGUGCUGGGGGACUGGCUUUUGGAGACGUGCUAGGGCUUGUCUGGCCUCUGCCUCCCUGUCUUCCCAGGUUUAGAGGUUCUUUAGGGUUGGGUCUAAUACCCCUCUGCCUUCCAGGGGCUGUGGAGCACAGAGCAGGGGCCCAAGAAAUCUUUGCGAGUUCUUCCUGGAACUCAACCAGAGGCUUUUGUACUCCAUCCCUUGGGCACACCCAGUAGGAACCAAUUUCCUUUGCAAACUUUGAGUGGCCUUUCUGGACAGUGGGGGCUCCUGAGGAUUGCCUCAAUAGCUCAGAACUAGGGCUGGUGGCUGGGCUUAGGUUGCUGCCUGACUUGGCCUGGACCUUACAUAUAGUAGUUGGAGGGGAGGAAUUAGCCUGAUUCCUGACUGCUCCAGAGAGGGGAGAUGAUUCCAGGUUUUCACAUGUGGACACUGAGGCACAGGCUAAUGCUCAGAGAACUCAUAGGGAGUCAGGUGGGAUAGAUGUGGGGCCCUAGAGCCCCCGCACACCAUCUCUCCAUCCCAUGACUCAUUUCAUUCAGUCACUCAUUCAGUCAUUCGACCAUCCUUUUGUAGGUGCCGGCCCUGGGCCAGGCAUGGUGCUAGGCGAAACCAGCCCUUGGCCUCCUCUGAGCUGCAGUCUGGGAGGAGAGACAGACAGGAAAGCAUUGACACAGUGGCCAGCAUAAUAAUAGAAAUGCUGCAGAGGCAGCUCAAAGGAAGGUGGUAUUAGCACAGAGUGAGUAUGUAGUGGGUGGUCAGUGUGUUUCCUAGAAGAGGAAGGACUAGAAGAAUCAGCGACAGGGAGUCCAGAGGCCCGAGUUCUGGUCCUGGCUCUGUCUCGGGCAAGUGACUGGGCUUCCCAGCCUCAGGAGGCAGCUUCAAUGGAGCGAAAGGAAUGCCAGGACCCUGCCCAGACAGACAUGGGCCAGCCUCAGCACCGAGAGCCAGCACACAGAUAGCAGAGCCAUCGCGGGAUUGAACCAUGAUUCCAGUGACAGAGCUCCGCUACUUCGCGGACACGCAGCCCGCCUACCGGAUCCUGAAGCCGUGGUGGGACGUGUUCACUGACUACAUCUCCAUCGUCAUGUUGAUGAUCGCGGUCUUUGGAGGCACGCUGCAGGUCACCCAGGACAAGAUGAUCUGCCUGCCUUGCAAGUGGGUCACCAAGGACUCCUGCAACGACUCAUUCCGGGGCUGGGCUGCUUCUGGCCCAGAGCCCACGUACCCAAACUCCACGAUCCUGCCAACCCCUGAGGCAGGCCCCACGGGCAUCAAGUACGAUCUGGACCGGCACCAGUACAAUUAUGUGGACGCCGUGUGCUAUGAGAACCGCCUGCACUGGUUCGCCAAGUACUUCCCCUACCUGGUGCUUCUGCACACGCUCAUCUUCCUGGCCUGCAGCAACUUCUGGUUUAAGUUCCCACGCACCAGCUCGAAGCUGGAGCACUUUGUGUCUAUCCUGCUCAAGUGCUUUGACUCCCCCUGGACCACGCGGGCCCUGUCGGAGACAGUGGUAGAGGAGAGCGACCCCAAGCCGGCCUUCAGCAAGAUGAAUGGCUCCAUGGACAAGAAGUCAUCGACGGUCAGCGAGGAUGUGGAGGCCACCGUGCCCAUGCUGCAGCGGACCAAGUCCCGUAUCGAGCAGGGCAUCGUGGACCGCUCGGAGACAGGUGUGCUGGAUAAGAAGGAGGGGGAGCAGGCCAAGGCACUGUUUGAGAAGGUGAAGAAGUUUCGGACCCACGUGGAGGAGGGGGACAUCGUGUACCGUCUCUACAUGCGGCAGACCAUCAUCAAGGUGAUCAAGUUCAUCCUCAUCAUCUGCUACACCGUCUACUACGUGCACAACAUCAAGUUCGACGUGGACUGCACCGUGGACAUCGAGAGCCUGACAGGCUACCGCACCUACCGGUGUGCCCACCCACUGGCCACUCUCUUCAAGAUCCUGGCGUCCUUCUACAUCAGCCUGGUCAUCUUCUACGGCCUCAUCUGCAUGUACACGCUGUGGUGGAUGCUGCGGCGCUCGCUCAAGAAGUACUCGUUCGAGUCGAUCCGGGAGGAGAGCAGCUACAGUGACAUCCCUGACGUCAAGAACGACUUCGCCUUCAUGCUGCAUCUCAUCGACCAGUACGACCCACUCUACUCAAAGCGCUUCGCCGUCUUCCUGUCAGAGGUGAGUGAGAACAAGCUGCGGCAGCUGAACCUCAACAACGAGUGGACACUGGACAAGCUGCGGCAGCGGCUCACCAAGAACGCACAGGACAAGCUGGAGCUGCACCUGUUCAUGCUCAGCGGCAUCCCCGACACUGUGUUUGACCUGGUGGAGCUGGAGGUUCUGAAGCUGGAGCUGAUCCCCGACGUGACCAUCCCACCCAGCAUCGCCCAGCUCACGGGCCUCAAGGAGCUGUGGCUGUACCACACGGCGGCCAAGAUCGAGGCGCCCGCCCUGGCCUUCCUGCGCGAGAACCUGCGCGCCCUGCACAUCAAGUUCACGGACAUCAAGGAGAUCCCGCUGUGGAUCUACAGCCUGAAGACCCUGGAGGAACUGCACCUGACAGGCAACCUGAGCGCGGAGAACAACCGCUACAUUGUGAUUGACGGGCUGCGCGAGCUCAAGCGCCUCAAGGUGCUGCGGCUCAAGAGCAACCUGAGCAAGCUGCCGCAGGUGGUCACCGACGUGGGCGUGCACCUGCAGAAGCUGUCCAUCAACAACGAGGGCACCAAGCUCAUCGUCCUCAACAGCCUCAAGAAGAUGGUGAAUCUGACCGAGCUGGAGCUGAUCCGCUGUGACCUGGAGCGCAUCCCCCACUCCAUCUUCAGCCUCCACAACCUGCAGGAGAUCGACCUCAAGGACAACAACCUCAAGACCAUCGAGGAGAUCAUCAGCUUCCAGCACCUGCACCGUCUCACCUGCCUUAAGCUGUGGUACAACCACAUCGCCUACAUCCCCAUCCAGAUCGGCAACCUCACCAACCUUGAGCGCCUCUAUCUGAACCGCAACAAGAUCGAGAAGAUCCCCACCCAGCUCUUCUACUGCCGCAAGCUGCGCUACCUGGACCUCAGCCACAACAACCUCACCCUCCUCCCCGCCGACAUUGGCCUCCUGCAGAACCUCCAGAAUCUGGCCGUCACGGCCAACCGGAUUGAGGUGCUCCCCCCAGAGCUUUUUCAGUGCCGGAAGCUGCGGACCCUGCACCUGGGCAACAACGUGCUGCAGUCACUGCCCUCACGGGUGGGCGAGCUGACCAACCUGACCCAGAUUGAGCUGCGGGGCAACCGGCUGGAGUGCCUGCCCGUGGAGCUGGGCGAGUGCCCGCUGCUGAAGCGCAGCGGCCUGGUGGUGGAGGAGGACCUGUUCAACACGCUGCCGCCCGAAGUGAAGGACCGGCUGUGGCGGGCGGACAAGGAGCAGGCCUGAGCCCCGGCGGGUCCUCGGCCCGCGGACCCAGAAACCCCAGGACAACCAGCCGGGCUGAGCGACAGGACAGUACCUGAGGGGCUGGCCCCUUUUCCCUCCGAGACUCCUGGCCCCCAGGGCGGGCGCCUGUGGGGACGUGAGAGACCUGUGGUCUGUCUCAGAGCGCAGUAUUUGGACAAUCAGGGCCUCCUCCCUGGAGGCUGUGUCUGCCCCAGAGGCUGAGCUGACAUCGGAGGUCCCGGGAUACUUUCUUAGCUCUUGGUAUUUAUUUUCUCCACCUCCCGCCCCCUCCCUCCAGGUAACUUAUACAUUCCCGAGAAAGCUCAGCUCAGAUGGGGGUGUUUCAGGAAGGGUAGGCGAUGUUUCCUUUCCCUUUUUAGGGGAUGCUGCCGGCAUUUAGUGCCUCCCCUUCCCCCCGACUGGAGCGGAGCAGUCCAGGGGAACCGGCUGUGGACAGUGCCCUUGUGGUACCAGGCUGGCCUCUGCUGCCAUGGCCUGUGGGAGAAAGGCCACCAGGGGGAAAGGCUAGGCCUGGGGCUUGCCUCAUCAAUUUUAGAUUUUUUUUUUGUAAAGGAUUUUUUUUUUAAGCAUUGAAAAUCGAUGGCUUGGGUAUGAAAAAGAAAAACUUAAAAAAAAAAAAAAGACACUAAAGGCCAGUGAGUGGGGGUCUCAGGGCAGGGUGGCAGCUUCCCUUGAGCAGAGCAGCAGGACGCCGACUUCCUGCCCCUGGAGUGUGGCCAGCAGGAUGUCUUCUGAAUCUGGUGUGACCAUGGUCCAGGAGCUCUGUGUGUUCCUUUCCUCUCCUGGGGCGGGGAUUGUUUUGUUUUGUUUUGUUUUUGCGUCUUGUUUCCUUUCUCCUCCAUGUGUCUUGGCAGGCACUCAUUUCUGUGGCUGUUGGCCAAAGGGAAUGUUCUGGAGCUGCCAAGAAAGGAGGAGAUUCUGGGUUGGCUAAUCCCCGGAUGAACGGUGCUCCAUCCUCCCUGUCCCCCAGUGUCCAGGAGCCGAGAGGAGCUACCUCGCCCGGGCUCAGCUUUCCCACCUCUUGUGUCAUGAGUUUGCCCAAUGCCAGCACCAGCCUCAGUUGCUCACAUCAGCCCUGUCCACACCUGGUCCUUAAGAACAGAUACUUGGAAGUGGGCUCACAGGUGGGGAAGUCACCGCUAGGAGGGCAGUCUCCCCAGGUUUUGGUUCCAGUUUCUGUCCCAGGCGCCUGGCACACACAACCCACUCAGCGCCUGAUGGCAGAACGCCACCUCACUUUAGAUCUGUCACUGAGGUCCCCUCCUUAGAAGUGUCCCCGCCUUAGAUCAAUCCCUCGGACACUAAGGCACCUUUUAGCGUCUCUUGUCUUAAUGAUUAUGUCCACUGUCUGUCCUUGUGUGUUUCUGCGUCGUGUCAUUGGAUGUAAUCUUCAGAAAUAAUGCACACUAGCCUCUGAUAACCGUGCAGCAAUCCGUUACACGUGGGUCUGAACUGGUAGACUCAGUCCAAAUAGCAAAUAAAUCUCAAAGUAACCCUGCAA